Molecule: messenger RNA, 1931 nt
Organism: Cryptomeria japonica (Japanese cedar)
Lineage: Eukaryota; Viridiplantae; Streptophyta; Pinopsida; Cupressales; Cupressaceae
Product: geraniol 8-hydroxylase
Exons: 2
Coding region: 181-1722 (513 amino acids)
Molecular function (GO): iron ion binding; oxidoreductase activity, acting on paired donors, with incorporation or reduction of molecular oxygen; monooxygenase activity
Source: RefSeq, a predicted model, not a curated record
CCAAUCCAAUCCACAUAUUGUGAGCUGGAUUAGCAUUUCUAGAAUCUAGUCCAGGGAUGUAGGAAUCUUUGCGAGUGAGCAUAACAAAAAGGUGUUAAGCUUUUCUUAAAUGUCAACUGGCCUCAACCUAUUUAUUUUCUACUCAGCCGCAUUAAAUCUCACUAAAGCUCUUCUGCUAACAUGAAGUCAAUCUCAUCAAGCCCAUGGAUACUGUUAUGGUAUUGUAUGGUUGCAUUGCCAUUGUUGCUUCUUCCUUUUCUUGUUGUUGUUUUGCUAAGAUAUGUGAGGACUAAGAAGGCCCUCAAGCUGCCUCCUGGGCCUCCAGGGUGGCCCCUUGUUGGAAAUCUAUUACAACUUGGAAAAAAGCCUCAUGAAUCUUUGAUGGCUCUUGCUAAGGCAUAUGGUCCUUUCAUGACACUUCAUCUCGGAAUGAAAACAGCCAUUGUAGUUUCAUCCCCUGCCAUGGCAAAGGAAAUUCUUAAGAACAAUGACAGAAUUUUUGCAGGCAGAACAGUCAUACAAGCAGUCAAAUGCCUUUCUUAUGAUGAGCAUUCGAUGAUAUGGUGCCAGUAUGGCCAUCGCUGGGAUGUAAUCAGAAAGGUCUUUAAUACAGAGCUUAUGAGCUCAAAGAGAUUGGAAUCAAUGAAAUCUGUGAGGAGAGAGCAGGUGUUUCGUAUGAUUGGCCUUAUUUUUGAAGAGAGAGGGAAGAGUGUGAAUAUUGGGCAGAUUGUGUUUCUUGCUUCUAUUAAUGCAUUUGGCAAUAUGAUGUUUAGUAGAAAUAUGUUUGAAUCAGAGUGCUGUGCAUCGGGAGGAGCAGGGGAGUUUAAGGAUAUUAUUUGGAGAAUAAUGGAGCUUGGAGGGACACCCAAUAUUGCAGAUGUCUUUCCUUUUUUGGAAUGGCUAGACCCCCAGGGUAUAAAGGCCAAGAUGACAGAAUGUUUUACAAAGAUAUUUGACUUGUUUGACAAAUUGAUAGAUGACAGAUUGAAGGGCAGAAGUGGAAGCAACAUUGGAGAUAAGGAUUUUCUAGACAUCUUAUUGGAUUUGAAAAGUAAUGAUGGUGAAGACAAGGCGCUAUUCACCAUUCUGGGCAUUAAAUCUCUAUUUCUGGACAUGUUUCAGGCUGGCCCAGAUGAAAUUUCCACAACAGUAGAAUGGGCAAUGUCAGAGUUUCUUAAAAACCCACAUUCCUUAAAGCAAGCCCAAGAAGAAAUAAGCAGAGUGGUGGGCUAUGACAAAAGAGUAGAAGAAUCUGAUACGGAAAACCUACCAUACCUUCAAGCGGUGAUAAAGGAAGUAUUUCGCCUGCACCCAACUGCUCCUCUUCUCUCCAACAGAGCAGAAACCUCGUGUGAAAUAGCAGGGUUCCACAUACCAAAGCACGCACAAACAAUCAUUAAUGUGUGGGCAAUUGGAAGAGACCCAAAUGUGUGGAGUGACCCCUUGCAGUUCAACCCUAGCAGAUUCUUAGAUUGUGAUAUUGAUUAUAAAGGACACCAUUUUGAGCUGCUUCCAUUUGGGGCGGGAAGAAGAAUGUGCCCUGGGCUUCCACUGGGAAAUAAAAUGGUAAAAUUAAUAUUGGCUUCUCUUCUACAAUCUUUUGAGUGGAGUCUUCCACAUGGCCAAAGUAUAGACAUGACAGAAAAGUUUGGUCUGGCUCUGCAGAAGGCUGUGCCAUUGAAAGCCUUCCCCACACCACGUUUAUCUAUUGAUCUUUACUGAUUUUGUGAAGUUCUGGAAUAGCAAAUUAUUCCUAUCAAUAUUUAGUUUGGGUUCCUAUUACAGUACAAUUAAGUCAAGUUUUUCUUCUGAAAUCAAAGCAAGACUAUUUUAAGGCCUGUAACUAAGCCCACAGUGGUUCAAUAAUUUCUUGAGACCAAACUGGAGCAGCAACUGUAAAUUCAAAUUAAUAUAUAUGGACCAUUUUCCAA